AUGGCCAAGGCAUUUCUCUUCUGGGGCUAUUGUGGGGAGUUCCAUGGGAACGGUGCGUUUCCUCCGCAGGACGCGGUGACGGGGCUGCUCCCCGCCAGCGCCGACCACCAGGACGCCUGGGUCCGGGACAACGUGUACAGCGUCCUGGCCGUGUGGGGUCUUGGCCUGGCGUACCGCAAGAAUGCCGACCGCGACGAAGACAAAGCAAAGGCCUACGAGCUGGAGCAGAGCGUGGUGAAGCUGAUGCGGGGGCUGCUCCAGUGCAUGAUGAGACAGGUGGAGAAAGUAGAGGCCUUCAAGUACAGUCAGAGCACCAGGGACUGCCUGCAUGCCAAGUAUAACACCCAUACCUGUGCCACGGUGGUAGGAGACCAAGAAUGGGGUCAUCUACAGAUGGAUGCUACCUCCCUCUACCUCCUCAUGCUUGCACAAAUGACGGCCUCAGGUCUCCACAUAAUCCACAGCUUGGAUGAAGUCAACUUUAUCCAGAACCUUGUAUUCUACAUUGAAGCUGCCUACAAAACUGCGGACUUUGGCAUAUGGGAGCGUGGGGACAAGACAAACCAGGGCAUCACCGAGUUGAAUGCCAGUUCUGUCGGCAUGGCCAAGGCUGCCCUGGAGGCAUUGGAUGAGCUGGACCUCUUUGGAGCCAAGGGAGGCCCACAGUCAGUGAUACGGGUGCUGUCAGAUGAGGUGCAGCACUGCCAGUCCAUCCUCCACUCAAUGCUGCCCAGAGCCUCCACAUCCAAGGAGGUGGAUGCCAGUGUGCUCUCUGUCAUCUCCUACCCGGCAUUUGCUGUGGAGGACAGUGAGCUGGUGGAAAUCACCAAGCAGGAGAUUAUCACCAAGCUGCAGGGGCGCUAUGGCUGCUGCCGCUUCCUCCGGGAUGGAUACAGGACUCCCAAAGAGGACCCCAAACGCCUCUACUAUGAACCUGCUGAGCUGAAGCUGUUUGAGAACAUUGAGUGUGAGUGGCCUCUCUUCUGGGCAUACUUGAUGAUUGACGGGAUUUUCACUGGAAACAUGGAGCAGGUGCAGGAAUACCGGGAAGCCCUUGAGGGCGUUCUCAUCAAGGGCAAGAAUGGGGUACCUCUGCUGCCAGAGCUGUACAGUGUCCCACCAGAUAAGGUGGAUGAAGAAUACAGGAAUCCACACACAGUGGACAGGAUACCCAUGGGCAAGCUGCCACACAUGUGGGGACAGUCCCUCUACAUACUGGGUUGUCUGAUGGCUGAGGGGUUUCUAGCUCCCGGUGAAAUAGAUCCUCUCAACCGCCGUUUCACAACUGUCCCUAAACCUGAUGUGGUGAUCCAAGUGUGUAUCCUGGCUGAAACAGAGGGGAUCAAGGCAAUCCUGCAGAAGGAAGGCAUUGAUGUGGAGACUGUGGCGGAUGUCUACCCCAUCAGAGUGCAGCCUGCUCGCAUCCUCAGCCACAUCUAUGCCCGGCUGGGUCGCAACAAGCAGAUGUGCCUUACUGGACGGCCCUACCGGCAUAUGGGUGUCCUUGGGACCUCCAAGCUCUACAAAAUCAGGAAGAGCGUCUUUACCUUUACCCCACAGUUCAUAGACCAGCAGCAGUUCUACCUGGCUCUUGACAACAAAAUGAUUGUGGAGAUGCUGAGGACAGACCUCUCCUACCUCUGCAGCCGCUGGAGGAUGACUGGGCGACCAACCAUCACUUUCCCCAUCUCUCACACUAUGCUCGAUGAAACCAGCAGCAGUGUGCAUCCCACGGUGCUGGCGAUGCUGCAGAAGCUGCAGGAUGGCUAUUUCGGUGGUGCAAGAAUUCAGACUGGUAAAUUGUCGGAGUUCCUGACAACGUCAUGCCGAACACACCUCAGCUUUAUGGACCCUGGGCCAGAGGAGGACACUGAUGAUGAGGUUGCUCAGUAUCUGGAUCACCUGCUGCAGCACACGACUCCCCAGUCAAACCUGCCUCCCACCACCCAGCAGGGAGGGCUGAGCCGCUUCAGGGCUGCUGUCCACACCACCCGUGACCUCAUAUCCCUGGCAUCCAAGGCUAAGGACCUGCAUGUCCAGAAUGUUGGGAUGUAUGUCCCCAUCAGGAUCUUCCAGGCAUCACAGCAGUCGGUCAAGCUGCUGAGUUCACCCCAUCAGCAUGACUUGGACAGCAAGAGCCACGCACUCUACACAGAGAUGAACUUGCCACGUGGUGAGGACGGCAACGUGGACUGCAAGGCACUGGUGGACCAGCUGCGCAUCUGCCCCUCACUGCAGGAGCAAGCAGACAUCCUUUACAUGCUCCACAUCCUCAAGGGACCUGAGUGGCACACGGGGCUUGAUAGCGAGCCUGGCCCCACCGUCAAGGAGCUCCUCACUGAGUUGUAUGUGCGGGUGGGGGAGACACGCCAGUGGGCCCUCAUCCGCUACAUCUCUGGCAUCCUCAAGAAAAAGGUUGAAGCUCUGGAUGAGGCCUGUACUGACCUCCUGUCUCACCAGAAACACUUGACGGUGGGGCUGCCCCCAGAGCCACGUGAGAAAACAAUCUCCAUCCCGAUCCCCUAUGAGGAGCUCGUUUGCCUUAUUGAUGAAGCCAGUGAGAAGAACCUCAGUGUGUCCAUCCUCACCCAGGAGAUCAUGGUGUACUUGGCCAUGUACAUACGCACACAGCCUGCACUGUUUGCUGAGAUGUUCCGCAUCCGCAUUGGGCUCAUCAUCCAGGUGAUGGCAACAGAGCUGGCACACUCUCUGCGUUGUUCAGCUGGAGAAGCCACAGAAAACCUGAUGAAUCUCAGCCCAUCAGACAUGAAAAGCCUUCUCUACCACAUCCUCUCUGGCAAGGAGUUUGGGGUGGAAAAGAGCGUGCGUUCAGUGGACUCAUCGCUUACCACUGCUGUCUCCAUCUGUGACAUGGGAGCUGUCGGGACCGCCAGGUCUGAGCGCACCGGCCUCGUCAGGCUGAAAAGUGAAAUCAAACAGCAAUUGGAUAAACGUAGGCAGUCUCUGCCUGGGAGUAAGCCCCGCAGUUUGCAGUCUGGGGAUACCAACCUGAAGUCCUCUCUGUCUGCUGGGCACACAGAGCUGCUGGGCAAGGACUCACUUUCAAGCAUGCUAGAAGACCAGGGCAGUGCAGACACCCGGCAGGGCCAGUGGCAGCGGAGGCGCCGGCUGGAUGGGGCCCUUAACCGAGUCCCUGUGGGCUUCUACCAGAAGGUCUGGAAGGUCCUGCAGAAGUGCCAUGGCCUCUCCGUGGAGGGCUUUGUUCUUCCCUCCUCAACAACCAGAGAGAUGACCCCAGGGGAAAUGAAGUUUGCUGUGCAUGUGGAGUCUGUCCUCAACCGUGUGCCCCAGCCAGAGUACAGGCAGCUGCUGGUGGAAACUAUCUUAGUGCUCACCAUGCUGGUGGACAUGGAGGUGCACACCAUUGGUGGCAUCAUAGCUGUGGAAAAGAUCUUGCACAUAGCCAAUGACCUCUUCUAUGAGGAGCAGAAAGCCCUGGGUGCUGAUGAGCACAUGCUGGAGAGGGAUCCUUCGACAGGCAUCUGCAGCUUGCUAUAUGACAGUGCACCAAGCGGCCGGUUUGGCACCAUGACCUACCUGUCCAAGUCAGUGGCCUUGUACGUGUACGACUUUCUGCCCACAGAUGGCUGCUCCAUGCAGUAG
Messenger RNA from Cyanistes caeruleus (blue tit), 3624 nucleotides. The record is from RefSeq and is a predicted model, not a curated record. NCBI's taxonomy places the organism in Eukaryota, Metazoa, Chordata, Aves, Passeriformes, Paridae.